UCCCCAGACGUGUGUGGUCAUGGCCACAAACAGCAACAAAAAAAAGGAAAGGCAAGCGACGGGAGUCAGAGUCUAGAACUCAACGGGACGCAAGGGGAGUUGUGAUAAAUAUACAAUUGUUUGCAACCAGUUGUGUGAGCAAUGUCAGAUCAUAUGUGAGUGUGUGGAUCUGAAUCAGUGUGGGGGGUCUGCUUGCUGUUUACGUCCGUCACUAAGGUGAACGUGUGGGAGGCGGUCCUCUGGUUUUACGUUCGUGGACAAGAAUAAACCAAUCCACGGCAGCUAUUUGCUGAACCAACGUCACAGUUAAAGAGAAACGUCCGUUACUUGGUCAGCUAAAAAAAACUAUUGAAAACGCAAAGGCAGUGAUGGCGAAAAGUAUCUAGCUAUUUUAAUCUGUCAAAUGUUAUCGGUUCAGCAUACCGAUAUUCAAAACUGUGGUCUAACGACGCCGAUAGACUAGCUAGAAGCCACUUUGGGGACGCUCUGCCAGCGGGACUGACAGUAGACGGGAUGAUCUCGGACUGGGGUCUGAUCAGUGAGAGGUCCCUGUGACUGUGAAUGGGUCUGUGAAAUACAUUAGGAUGAGCGGGCUCCACUCCAUCGCUGCCUGCGUGGACUGAGAGACACCGCCCUAUACACAGCAGUCGAUGCGGUCUUCCACUGCAUCACCCGUGGCUGAGAACCCAGCAUGUCUCGCGUCUCCACCACCGCCAAGCGUUACACCGGCUCCUCCUAUACCAGUGCCUAUAGCUCCUAUGGCUCCUCCCUGACGCCCUCCUCCCUCAGCUCCUACACCUCCGACCGGGACAGGCUGACCUCCUACAGGAGCAACGCUGCCUCCUCCUCGGGCUACUCCUCCUCCAGCUACCUGAGCAGCGCCGCCAGCCGCGCCCGCAACUACAGCACCUCCUCGGAGCUCGACCGGGGCCGGCCCAUCCCCCGCACUGACCUCCUGAGCAGCAGCAGCCGGCGCAGCGAGAGCCUGAGCCGCACCCCGGUGAAGACCUAUGGCUCGUCGGGCCUGAGCGGCGGCUCCGGUUACACUGGCUACAGCAGCUACUCCUCGUCCACCACGCCCAGCCGCUCCAGCUACCUCUCCUCGUCGCCCGGGGCCUCCAGCAUCUCUCUCAGCCGCCGGAGGUCGUCGAGCCAGAGUGACCUGACGCGGGACCUGUCGUCCCUGGGCCUCACCGAGCCCACGUCCCCCUCCUCCUCCAGCGCCCUGAGGGGUUACCGGAGCAGGGCCAGCGAUGUGGCCAACUCCUACAACAGCAGCCUGCAGAGAUCCAGCUAUGGCCUGUCCCACAGCGCCACGCAGGAGGCCUUGAGCAGCAGCAGCCUGAAGAGUGGUGGUGGUAGCCGCUUCACCUCCUCCUACGAGAGGAGCAACAGCAGCAGCAAUGGACGAUCCAGCUCCCCCACCAGGGACUCCCUGAACUCCAAGAGCACCCAGGGCCUGGUGGGCCUACGGAACCUGGGAAAUACCUGCUUCAUGAACUCCAUCCUGCAGUGUCUCAGCAACACGCACAACCUCCGGGACUACUGUCUGCACAACUCCCACCGACGCGACCUUAACAAAAACAGCCGCACCAACACUGGGGCCCUCAUGGAGGAAUUUGCCAAGCUCCUCCAGACCAUGUGGACGUCCUCGAGCAGCGAGGCGGUCGGCCCCUCAGAGUUCAAAACUCAGAUCCAGAGAUACGCCCCCCGAUUUGUGGGAUACAACCAACAGGACGCCCAGGAGUUCCUGCGCUUCCUGCUGGACGGGCUGCACAACGAGGUAAACCGGGUCACGGUGCGGCCGCGGGGCAGCUCGGAGGACUUUGACCACCUGCCUGACCGAGAGAAAGGGGAUAGAAUGUGGAGCAAGUACCUGGAGAGAGAGGACAGCAAAGUAGUGGACCUGUUUGUGGGUCAGCUGAAGAGCUCGUUGACAUGCACCACAUGUGGCUACUGCUCCACUGUCUUUGACCCCUUCUGGGAUCUCUCGCUACCCAUCGCCAAGAAGGGCUACGGAGAAGUGAGUCUGAUGGACUGCGUGAGUCUCUUCACCAAAGAGGAUGUGCUCGACGGAGAUGAAAAACCAACGUGCUACAGGUGUAAAGCCAGAAGACGAUGCACAAAGAAGUUCACUGUACAGAAAUUCCCCAAGAUCUUAGUGCUUCAUCUGAAACGCUUCUCUGAAGCGCGGAGAACCAGCAAACUGUCCACAUUUGUCAACUUCCCCAUGGAGAAACUGGACCUCAGGGAGUUUGCCUCGGAAAACAGCAUAAAUGCAGUUUAUAACCUGUAUGCAGUGUCCAAUCACUCAGGCACGACCAUGGGUGGCCACUACACAGCGUACUGUCGCAACCCCACCUCGGGAGAAUGGUACACGUUCAAUGACUCCAGAGUAUCGCCAAUGUCCUCCAGCCAAGUGCGCAGCAGUGACGCCUACGUGCUGUUCUACGAGCUGGCCUCCUCCUCGCGGAUGUGAGGGCCUCCCGGAGGAGGAGGUGGAGGGCACUGCGGGAGGGAGGAGGAGGAGGUGGAGGGCACUGCGGGCGGUGGGCGGGAGGAGGAGGAGGUGGAGGGCACUGCGGGCGGGAGGAGGAGGAGGAGGGCAAAGCCAGGCCCUUUAGGACUAAUCACAUCCACAAGAGGCUACUACUCCCCCCUCCCCAACUCCAUCCACAACAGAGAGAGGUUACUACUCCCCCUCCCCAACUCCAUCCACAACAGAGAGAGGUUACUACUCCCCCACCCCAACUCCAUCCACAACAGAGAGAGGCUACUACUCCCUCCUCCCCAACUCCAUCCACAACAGAGAGAGGCUACUACUCCCCUCCCCAACUCCAUCCACAACAGAGAGAGGUUACUACUCCCCUCCCCAACUCCAUCCACAACAGAGAGAGGCUACUACUCCCCCUCCCCAACUCCAUCCACAACAGAGAGAGGCUACUACUCCCCUCCCCAACUCCAUCCACAACAGAGAGAGGCUACUACUCCCCCUCCCCAACUCCAUCCACAACAGAAAGAGGCUACUACUCCCCCCUCCCCAACUCCAUCCACAACAGAGAGAGGCUACUUCUACUGCUGGACGUCCACCCUCAGACUAUGGAAACACUACAGGAAUCUGUCAUCUUUGCAGUUGCCGUUCAACCCAGCCCUCCUCACUCUCUUUUCUCUCUGCUCUUGGAGAGCAGGGUGGUCGGAGGAGUCGGCCUGUGCUUGUGUGGUGCGUGUGUGUGUGUCUCAGAGAGUAUGUGUGUUAGGUUAAGAUAGGGGAGCAUCACCAGGCAAUAAAAACCAAUCGUCUCCGAAGUCCCUCUCAAUGCACUGCAACAAACCAAACUCUCGCCCCGACCGCACCUUCUUCUCUUCUUGUUCGAGAUCGCCUCAAUAUUAAAAGACAUUGUUUAAAUUUUUGUUUUUGGAUUUUCUUGUUGAUUUUUGUAUUGGUAUUACCACCAUCAUCACGGGGGAAGAUUAACUGAACUGUGUUACUGCGGCAGCGCCCCCUGCUGACAGGUUGGAGUAGAACAAUAUGGAGCCGUCAGAAAGUCUUCUUACCACACCGCUCACACAAACCUGAGUGCCCCCUCCUGCCGACACACUGCAAUGUCUCAUCCCAGUUUCUCUGUUCAGCUGUGUACAGUACUACUCUGUCCUCUCACUGCUGCUCUCUCUCUGUCUCUCUCCUUGUCCUGCAUCUUCCUCUCUGAAGGUGGGGGGCAGGUUGUCCUCUUGAGAGUGCUACGUGUUCAGAGGAUGCCCUGUACCUUGUGUUAUUUUCUUCAGUGUGGCUGCGACUGAUGUUUUAAAGUGCUGUGAAUGAAAGGACGAUCCCGUAGGAAGUCACACUAUUGAUCCCAAUCUUGUCCGUAUGGAUUUGUUCAUCCUCAAUUGUCAUGCCACUGAACAACACGGGAAGAAUGUUUUCACACAACAACAAAAAAACAUAUCUGUAUAUUUUUAUAUUCUGAUGCAAUAUAGAGAAUGUACUAUUACAGUGGUGCUGAAAAGACCCGUUAGUGUUUUCAGUUCAUUUAACAGGUGAAUGAGAAAGACUCUUAAUUAUGCUUACAGGUGACUUACAUGUGAUACGAGUCGUACUUUUUUAACAGUGGCAGUCAAAACACAUGAAUUUAUUAUAUAUAUAUAUAUAUAUAUAUAUAAAUU
Messenger RNA from Oncorhynchus nerka (sockeye salmon), 4164 nucleotides. RefSeq names its product ubiquitin carboxyl-terminal hydrolase 2-like. NCBI's taxonomy places the organism in Eukaryota, Metazoa, Chordata, Actinopteri, Salmoniformes, Salmonidae. Gene Ontology annotation, molecular function: cysteine-type deubiquitinase activity. The record is from RefSeq and is a predicted model, not a curated record. Gene Ontology annotation, biological process: protein deubiquitination. Gene Ontology annotation, cellular component: cytoplasm. The transcript has 13 exons. Bases 692 to 2479 code for a protein of 595 amino acids.